UAAUUAUGCCUAAAUUACGCCACUAAAUUUAAGCGUCGAUAACGCUUAAAUCAAACGACGAAUCUACCUAAUUCACUUUUUUUUUUAACAAAGAGACAGAUAUUAAAUGGGACAACGAAGCAAAAGCCGAGGCACAAGUUUACCGAACAGAGAUAAUGUACGAUUGAGAACGCGAGUAAGGGAAUUACAAAUAUCAACGGGAAAAUGUGGGAUAAGAGAUCGCGAGAUUAAGAUCGUGCAAAACAAUAACUCACUUUCGUCCGCAUACCUGCAGGAUUAUAGAGAUGAUUCCGCGUACGCAUAUUAUAUAUUUAUUUCCAUUUCUCGUCUUUUGCAACACGCAUACAUCAAUGUCGAAGUUUUACGUCGUAUUGUCUUUUUUCGGAUGUCUAACGAGAGACCUUCGAGUAUUGCGACAAAAAUUUAAUUGGAUCUUGGUCUUUUCCAAACAUGUCAUAUUGUAAAAUAUGGAAUUCUAACAUUUUUAUGAUCGAUAGAUAAGCGCGUGCACCGCAUACCUUUAUGUACAUUUUAAUGGAAAGAAAAAAAGAUGCGCAAAAACCUAUGAUUCGUCCACCAAGAGAUAAAGAGAAACAAUUAAAUUGUUACGUAUAUUUACGUAACAAAAUUGUUGGCAAUUUCAUCAGUGGCGUAGUUACAUCAGUGCAGUGCAAGAGCAUACGCCACAGUUUUUCAUUCGCGAAUAAAAGCCAUUAUUUGGUGCACUCGAAUUUUCUCUUCGAUUUCUUUUCGAAGGUAUAAUUAAUUGGCUAGAACGAUAUAAUUAUUUGGCAGUCUUCAAAGUGAGAAAAUCAACUACGAAUAUGGGCAAUCAAUUAUACAAAUUCCUUCAUUUAUCGCACAUUUCAUGUGACUCAUUCUGACGCCUACCGUUAUCUCGAUCUUCGAGUACAAUUUAAAUUCCGUUAUACAAAUAUACCGUUCUCGGUAUUUUGCAAGAAAGAAAAUUCCAUCCCGUUGUAACGUAUUGCGAAAGUUUGUCGAAAUCGACGAGGAAAGAAGGGGUGAGAAUACAUGAUGUCGCACCUUAUCCAGUAAGACCAGCAGAGAUCAGAGAACACCGGGACCGAGCGAGAGUGAAUUGAGCGAUAGACGUGAAACAUAAUACUACGACAGUGCAGUUUAGCACCGUAUAUACAUCUAUAACGAGAUACAAACGGCACGCCAGCAAGAAAAAACACGUCAAGAAAUGUGUUAAUCAUCGACUAAACCAUUUGUGCAAAAUCGCUUUAGUUAUGCUAACGUAUUCUAGCUAGUUACCGACGUUUACUCGCGGUGAUCUUAUGUGCCGUGAACGACAAUGAAAGCUCUCGUGGUUCUUGCAGCUCCCGUUUUUGUGACAUUGAUUACUCGUGCGGAUUUCAAGUAAUUCCGAUUAGACGUACGAAUUGUUCCUAGCUGCACCUUGGCACGCGCCAAGGUACUCGACCGGCAACAAGUAUUUCCAACGUGUGUACGCGACACAUCGUCGGCGACAAAAAAAGACAUUUAGUGAUAGCUAUACUAUUGGAUCGGUAACGAAAGAAGCUGUAUCGAAAUUACGGAACAAUCGAACAAAGUCGAAGUUAUGAUCGAUGCAAAUGAAUGUGGAGGAGUAAAUGACAACAAAGAGUCGGAUGUUAUAUGGCAGAAAAUUUAUACUGAUCAAAAUGAAUAUCUGCGUAUUUACGGAUUCGAGAAAAGUUCGCCGAGGACCACUCUAACAUACGUAUCGUAUGUAUUGUCCAUUGGAUUGGUUCGGCUAUUGUUUCACUGGUAUCCUUGGAUGCAUCUGUAUGCGACUCAUCGAAAAUGUGCUUUAAGUUACGCCACGAAAAUACUCGCGAUAGAUCAUUAUCAAGGAUACAAGUCAUACUUUGUACGAGAUGUCCGGAAAAUUUCUACUAAAGAUAUAACAGCGAAAAGUUUAUUGGCUAUUUUGGAUACUGUUGAUCAAGAUCUCUUAGAGAAAAUUAAAGAUAAAAAACUAAAAAUUAAUUUGGAGAAUGGCACGCGUUGCGAAGUUCAUGAAUAUAAGGCUUUUUGGUGCAAAAAGAAAUGUUAUAUCUGGGACACUACGAAAAAUAUAUUCUCGAGACUCGUAGGGCUUGACAAUGGUACAAUGUGUUCUGAUCUCCAUGUCUCGUGCAGCAAUGGCUUGUCCAAGGAAGAACAAUUACUUAGGCGCAUUGUCUACGGAAAUAAUGACAUUAUUGUUCCGCUUCAAAAUAUCGGAGUAUUACUACUGCUAGAAGUUUUAAAUCCAUUUUAUAUUUUUCAAGUAUUCACACUAUCUGUAUGGUUUGCGGAAGGCUAUUUGUAUUAUACUAUCGCUAUAGUAUUAAUGUCACUGUUUGGCAUUACAAGCUCUAUUGUACAGACGCGUAAGAACCAAUUAAAUCUACGCGGUACCGUUGCUUCGAAGACCGUUUCGUUAGAAAGUGUACGCGUACUUCGUGACACUGGUAUUUUCGAGAAUAUCUCUAGUAAGCAAUUGGUACCCGGUGAUCUCAUAGAAUUACCAAAACAUCAAACGACUCUCGUAUGCGACGCGGUUUUAUUAACUGGACAGUGCAUAUUAAAUGAAUCCAUGUUAACGGGCGAGUCUGUACCAGUGACAAAAACAUCUUUACCAUUACGCCACACAUUGUACGACGCUAAAGAGUAUACGUAUCACACGUUGUUCAGCGGUACUACUAUAAUACAAACCAAAUAUCACAGCGAUCAACCAGUACUCGCGAGGGUAAUCAGAACUGGUUUUUUAACUAACAGAGGUGCUCUAAUUGCCGCUAUACUAUAUCCACCUCCAGCGGAUUUUAAAUUUGAUAAAGAUUCAUAUAAAUUUAUUGGCAUUUUGGCAUUUAUCGCAACUUGUGGUUUUGUAUACACCGUAAUAAUCAAGGUUUCGAAAGGAAUUAUAGCUGGAGAUAUAGCGAUAAAAGCAUUAGACAUCAUUACGAUAGUCAUACCUCCGGCAUUACCAGCAGCAAUGACCGUAGGAAAAUUAUACGCUCAAACGAGAUUGAAAUGUGCGCAAAUCUACUGUAUUAAUAACAGAGUCAUAAAUGUUUCCGGCAGCAUAAAUUGCGUAUGUUUUGAUAAGACGGGGACAUUAACUGAGGAUGGAUUGGAUAUGUGGGGCGUUGUAGCAUGUACAAACGGUGUCCUUGCCGAAGCCGAGACAGAUAUAUCUAAACUUAAAGAACAUCCUCUUUUCGAAGGGAUGCUAGUUUGUCACAGUUUGACACUUAUCGAUGGAGAACUUUGCGGAGAUCCUUUGGACGCAAAGAUGUUUGAAAGUACUAAGUGGAUAUUGGAAGAUUCGAAUUGCAUUCACGUAGAUAAAUAUGACUCGACAGUACCGAUUGUCGUGAGACCACUAGAGAACGCAAGCUUAAUAAAAAAUAUGAAUGAAAUCACGGAGAUUGGUAUAAUACAGCAAUAUCAGUUUUCGAGUUCAUUACAACGAAUGUCCGUGAUCGUACGCGCAUCAGGAUCAGCUGAUUUUAGAGCAUACACAAAAGGCUCUCCCGAGAUGAUAAUUAAUCUAAGCAAAACGGAAACUGUACCAAAGGACAUUUCGCUCAUUUUGGAGCGAUUUACAAAAGAGGGAUUUCGCGUGAUAGCUAUGGGCCGUAGAACAAUAAUUUCUGAAAGUAAUGCAGAGAUAUCGAAACUGCCUCGAGAAACGAUUGAACGAAACUUGGAUUUCUUAGGGUUAAUUAUUCUGGAAAAUCGAUUGAAACAACCGACGGCAUCAGUGAUUACGGAAUUAAGGGAAGCCAAUAUACGCGUGAUGAUGAUUACAGGAGAUAAUAUUCAGACUGCGGUAAGCGUCGCGAGAGAAUGCGGAAUACUUUCGAUUGAAGAACACAUUGUAGACGUGACCGUAGUUUCGAACGAGGAAAAGGAUCAUCCAGAGAUAAUUUUCAACAUUCAGUCUCCAGAAUCUCCAAAAUUGAGCUCACAAAAUCAAGAUCGACAUUUGCAGAUGUCACCGACGAUCGAAGAUAUAGAAAGCGGCACAGCCAAUUGUAAUUAUAGAUUUGCCUUAACGGGACAAACGUGGCAAGCGAUACGAGAACAUCGUCCCGAACUCGUGGACCGCAUUUGUGUACGCGGUGCGAUAUUCGCCAGAAUGAGCAGCGAUCAGAAGCAACAAUUGAUCGUGGAGCUAAUGCGACUCGGUUAUUACGUAGCUAUGUGCGGAGACGGUGCCAACGAUUGCGGAGCGUUAAGAGCCGCGCACGUCGGUAUAUCGCUCUCCAAAGCAGAAUCCAGCGUGGCCAGUCCCUUCACCUCGAGAAUAUCCGACAUAAGCUGCGUCCCAAAAGUAAUACGGGAAGGACGCGCUGCUUUAGUUACAUCGUUUGGAAUUUUUAAAUUUAUGAUCGCGUAUUCCCUUACCGAAUUUUUGUCCGUUACAAUACUGUACUCCAUAGACUCGAACUUGACGCCUCUACAAUUUCUAUUUAUCGAUAUUUGUUUGAUCAUUAACUUUGCCUUUUUCUUCGGCAAAACUCGCGCGUGUAAGAACAAGUUAUCUAAAACAACACCGAUGACGAGUCUGCUAAGUUUCACUCCGCUCUUAUCUCUAACGGUACAUAUGUUCAUAACGAUCAUUUUUCAAGUGACAGUAUAUCACACUGUUCGGCAAUUUUCAUGGUUCAUUCCGUUCGUUCCUACUAGCAACACCGGAUACACGUGCUACGAAAACUAUUCGGUUUUCUGUGUCUCCAUGUUUCAAUAUAUCACAAUGGCGAUUGUAUUUUCACGCGGGAAGCCUUACAGACGCGCGAUUUAUACAAAUGGAGCAUUUAUGUUUUCCAUUCUUUUAUCAACAGCUAUUUGCACAUACAUUACGGUUUAUCCCGCGGAUUGGGUAGUGAGCACGCUGCAAUUGAUUUUACCACCCGUCUACGAUUGGAGGCUUAUUAUCCUAGCGCUCGCUCUAGCCAAUUUCCUUAUUUGUUUCUUUGUCGAAAACAUUGUAAUAGAGCGCGUCAUUGAAAAUACCUUGAAGAAAAAAUUAUUUAAGCCGGAAAAAUCCAAGAAACGAUAUCUAAAGAUGGAAUACGAAUUGAAGAAUUGUGAAAGUUGGCCGAAAUUCAAGAGAACUGAUCAAUUGCCAAUAUUAUCUAUCCUGCGAAAAGAUUUGCAAAAUAUCGCUAGUAUUACGCAUAACAAUCAUUGUCGGAUCGGUGUUUCGAACGAUCAAAUGGCUGAACGACCGAUUAAUGAUUUUAACAACUCGAAUAACUUACCGAACGAAUGGACUAGUAAAAAAAAUGGAUUCGAAAAUUUUGGCUUUGCAAAUGACUAACAAUAAGUAUAGUGGCGAAACACAAAAAUAGCAGUAUUCGUAUAAAUGUAAUUUAAUUCCAUUUACGUUAACGUUACCAUUUUAUGAAACAUAGUCGAACAUAAUUUUUAUGAAUCGUACGUAAUGCAAAAUAAUAAUAGAGAUAUGUAUAUAGAUCGAA
This is a messenger RNA of Wasmannia auropunctata (little fire ant), 5483 nucleotides long. Its product is annotated as probable cation-transporting ATPase 13A3. Gene Ontology annotation, cellular component: membrane. The transcript is spliced from 20 exons. Gene Ontology annotation, biological process: polyamine transmembrane transport; intracellular calcium ion homeostasis. The record is from RefSeq and is a predicted model, not a curated record. The coding region runs from base 1589 to 5323 and encodes 1244 amino acids. Gene Ontology annotation, molecular function: polyamine transmembrane transporter activity; ATP binding; P-type transmembrane transporter activity. NCBI's taxonomy places the organism in Eukaryota, Metazoa, Arthropoda, Insecta, Hymenoptera, Formicidae.